This is a messenger RNA of Capsicum annuum, 1552 nucleotides long. Its product is annotated as tyrosine-protein phosphatase DSP3. Gene Ontology annotation, biological process: protein dephosphorylation. Gene Ontology annotation, molecular function: phosphatase activity. Lineage: Eukaryota; Viridiplantae; Streptophyta; Magnoliopsida; Solanales; Solanaceae. The record is from RefSeq and is a predicted model, not a curated record. Gene Ontology annotation, cellular component: cytoplasm. The coding region runs from base 883 to 1476 and encodes 197 amino acids. The transcript is spliced from 5 exons.
UUGUAGUUGAAUUAUUACAAGAAUUUUUAUCCAAAAAUCUCAUAGUUUUUCGUGUAAUGAUUCAUAUAGCUGACUUCAACUUUCUUGAUGUUUAGCUGAAGUCCUAUCUCGUGACGAUUAAUAACAUAGCUUACUUUUAACUUUCUUGAAUUUUUAGCUAAUUAAAAGCCUUUUCUUCUUGACGAUGAUUUACAUAGCCGUCUCCAACUUUCUUGGGAUUGAAGCAUGACUCCAACUUUCUUGUAAUCGAGUCAUACUUCCAACUUUCUUGGAAUUGAGGCGUAAUUGUUUGUGACGACGAUUCACAUACCUGACUCCUACUUUCUUGGAAUUGAGGUGCGACUCCAACUCUCUUGGAAUCGAGUCAUAGUUCCAACUUUGUUGGAAUUGAGGCGUAAUUGUUUCUGACGAUUCACAUAGCUGACUCCAACUUUCUUUGAAUUGAGGCGCGAUUUCCAACUUUCUUGGAGUCAGAGUCCUACUUCCAACUUUCUUGGAAUCGAGGGUAUAAUUGGUUGUGACGAUUCACAUAGCUGACUCCAACUUUAUUGGAAUUGAGGUGCGACUCCAACUUUCUUGGAAUCGAGUCAUAGUUCCAACUUUCUUGGAAUCGAGGGCAUAAUUGUUUGUGCGAUUCACAUAGCUGACUCCAACUUUCUUGGAAUUGAGGCGCGACUCCAACUUUCUUGGAAUCGAGUCAUAGUUCCAACUUUCUUGGAAUCGAGGACAUAAUUGUUUGUGACGAUUCACAUAGCUGACUCCAACUUUCUUGGAAUUGAGGUGCGAAUUCCAACUUUCUUGGAAUUAAGGCGCGAAUUCCAACUUUCUUGGAUUCGAGUCAUACUUCAAACUUUCUUGGAAUCGAGACGUAAUUGUUAUUAAAUGGAUAUGAUUUUACAAGAAGAUGAUGGUAUUUUAGUGCAACCUACAAAUUUCUCAGCAGUGGAAGAUAACUGCAUUUAUAGAUGUGGUUUCCCUCAGCCCUCCAAUUUCCCAUUUUUGCAAUCACUCAAUCUCAACUCUAUCAUAUGUUUGAGUUUAGAGCCUUAUCCUGAAGAAAACUUGGAGUUUCUUAAAUUUAACAAAGUAAAGCUUUUCCAAUUUGGAAUGGAUGGUACUAAGGAGCCAUCGACUAUGUCAAGGAGUGCUAUAACGGAGGCUUUGAAAGUGCUAACGGAUAUUAGAAAUCAUCCGGUUCUAAUCCACUGCAAGCGCGGAAAGCAUCGAACAGGCCUCGUUGUUGGUUGCCUAAGGAAAUGGCAGAGUUGGUGUUUGUCUUCUGUGAUGGAUGAGUACAAGCAAUUUGCUGGCGCGAAAUGGAGGGAAACAGAUGGGAGAUUUCUCGAGACUUUUGAUGUUUCGUGCAUAAGGCAUUGCCUCGAGAGCAUUAUCUACACGAACUAUGGUUCAACGAAAAGAUGUUUGCUAUGUAUAGAAGAAAUUCUGCAGAAACCUCCGAUGACUUCUGUUCUGUAGAGCGCUCUACAUCCUUGUUUUUUGCAUGAAUCGAAUACUCUUUUUCUCGUUUUGUUGUAAAAAUCCGUUCCAUGUG